ACACACAAAUGGGAGAGAAUAGGCGAAGCGGGGUGAAAGCGACGUCAGUGCCCCUCCGCGGUCAUGGAAAAUGCUCCUUUCAUCAAUAUAAAGCUCCCCAAUUUGUCCGCGAUCGCCAAACCCGCCCCGAUCUCGAUCUCGCUCUCUGUCCGAUCCCUCGCCGGGCGUCGACCUCCACCGGCAGUUUUUCGAGGAUAUCGAGAGUUCUUCUUAGGGCCGUCAUCAAUCAUGUUUAGUGGCUGGAAGUGCUGGACUUUCGGAAAAGGUAAGCUGAAGACCGACGCUCAGCUUCUCACGGCGAUGGACAAGCUGGGGAAGACAUCUUUAAUGCUGGAGGAAAAGGAGAAAGAAUUCAAAGAGAAGGCUUCUCAAGAGGUUGAGAAAUCGAAGGAGCUCACUAGAGCAAAAGAUGAAGCAGUGGCACGUCGAUCCUUGAAGAAAAAGAGACUGUAUGAACAGCAGCUCGAGCCGCUUGGAAAUUCCCAACUUCAGAUUGCUGGUCAGAUGAUAAUGUUGGAAGGAGCAAAAGCAGCAACUGAGACUGCAGAUGCUCUGAGAACUGGAGCAGCAGUAAUGAAAACAAUGCAGGAGAAGGCAAAUAUGUUUGUUGUCAUGGAUGAGGUGAAUGAACAAAAUGAGUCCACGAGACAAAUGCUACAGGCAAUCUCAGCUCCUCCCGGUGCAGACUCUGAUGAGCAGGAGCAUGAAGCGGAUGCUGAGUCCCCCCCUCUUUCCUCAGAUUCAGACUAGGAAGAUGAGCUGGCUGAGUUGCAGGCUGAGACGGCAUCUUAAGCAGAUCUGCGGUUCAUGGUCAACUGAGGUUGUGUAGGACUUGUCCAGCCUGUAAUCAGGAAUGCUCUUGCUGCUGCCUGUAUUCAUCGAUGUUUUUCUUUGGUAUAAUACUGAAAAGACAUGUAUUUUUCUUUCGGGUACUUCCAGCGUGCUCUCUUUUCUUAUUUCAACUAAAUGUCCAACAUCAAGCUUCUGCUUGUUGUUUGGAGGACAUCUCUAAAUAUCUCAGGUAAGAUUUUUAUCUUCUCUGUGUGCCCCUGUUAAGAUUAAUGCAGUCCAAUCUUUGAGUUGGGCUUCCUCAUCAUGAGCAAUAUGCUUUAUCAUA
Eucalyptus grandis is the source of this 1117-nucleotide messenger RNA. RefSeq names its product vacuolar protein sorting-associated protein 32 homolog 1. Gene Ontology annotation, cellular component: ESCRT III complex; multivesicular body; cytoplasmic side of plasma membrane. The transcript is spliced from 8 exons. Gene Ontology annotation, biological process: vesicle budding from membrane; late endosome to vacuole transport via multivesicular body sorting pathway. NCBI's taxonomy places the organism in Eukaryota, Viridiplantae, Streptophyta, Magnoliopsida, Myrtales, Myrtaceae. The record is from RefSeq and is a predicted model, not a curated record. The coding region runs from base 64 to 750 and encodes 228 amino acids.